AUGCAAAUUGUGGAAGCCAUUGCGCGGGUGUUGGCGUUCAGGACGCUGCCAACGACUGUUCUGACUAUCACGCUCUAUGCAGCGCUUUUUCUGGCCAUUCUUUAUACCGACGAGGUUCCCGCAGUCCCGAAAGACCAACGAGGCCUUAACCUGACAGAGGCAUAUGCGGACCUCCACCAUAUCACAGCCCACCCUCACCCAUUCCUCUCGCAUGCAAAUGACCAAGUGCAUUCUUUCGUGCUCGAACGCGUCACCAACAUCGCAAAACACUAUCCCCACGUUGAAGUGGUGGACGAUGUGUUUUCAAAUGCUUCAUGGCCAGCUUGGAGCGGCACCGGGGCGGUUGUGUACAACGAAGCAACAAACGUGCUCGUUAGGGUGGAAGGAAUAGACUCGACCAAGCCGGGGGUGCUUUUCUCGGCGCACUACGAUUCGGUUUCGACUGCGUCGGGAACCACGGACGACGGAAUGGGCGUCGCUACCUUAAUCCAGCUGGUGGAGUAUUUUGCCAAGAAUAGGCCCACCAGGACUGCAAUAUUCAACAUCAACAAUGGGGAGGAGGAUGGGCUCAAUGGGGCCUUUGUAUUUUUAAAACACCCGUGGGCAAACCUCACGGACUCGUUCUUAAAUUUGGAAGGAGCUGCUGCUGGAGGACGUCCUCUCCUCUUCCGGGGGACCUCAACUCCAGCCCUUCGGGCAUUCUACGUCCCUCAUCCCCACGGAAAUGUCCUUUCUGCCGACGCCUUUGCGCGUGGGGUCGUCCGUUCCGGCACAGACUAUACUGUCUACACUGGAUUUGGGAUGGACGGGCUUGACCUUGCGUUUUACAAAGGCCGAAGCAAGUACCACACCAAAUAUGACGCAAUACCGCAUACUCUGGGGCAAGAGGCGGCCUUGUGGGCCAUGAUGGAGUCGGCCCAAUCGUCUGGGUCAGCUUUGUUGAACAGCGACAAGACACACGGAGGCGGCGCCCCACCGGUAUAUUUUGAUUUAUUCGGCUCCUGGCUGGUGGUGAUGCCGCUGCAUUAUCUCUACAUCGCAAACAUCUUUCUCUUGGUCGUUGGCCCGUUAGUGUUGGUCGUUCUGGUUGUCGUUGAAGCGGCAAUCCUUCGUGGAGGAAGAGAAGCUCAGAACGGACAACCGCCCAGCGAUCAAGGCUUUUUCCGACGGGCGUGGACCACCUUCGUUUCAUUUGACUGGGUCAAGGGCGUGUGGAUAUGGGCCAAGUUCUGGGUUGGAGUUGCUGUUUCCAUAGCCUUGCAAGCAUUAUUGGUUGCCAUAUAUCUGCGAUUCAAUCCUUAUAUCGUAUACUCCCGUCCUUCUAUCGUGGUGGCCUCGUCGUUCACCCUUGCUUAUCUGUCGCUUGUGUUCGUCAUAACACCGGCUUCAAACCAUCUCCCAGAGAAGCAAAAACACGUCAUGCUUCUCCAGACUUACAUCCUAACCUGGAUUCUUCUUGUCCUAUCCACCGUUGCCGUCGACGCAGGAAUCGGUGGUGUUUAUUUCAUCACAGCGUGGAACGCCGCGAUAUGGUUGGCUUGCCUGAUUGGGUCCAUCGAAAAUAUGGUUGGGGCACAAGGAUCGAGAGACCCACCACACCGGUUUUUCAGACGCGUUCGAUAUGCUGCGUUGCCCCAGCGAGACGACGCGCCACCCGUUGCAGAGGCGGAAGGGGCAACAGAGACCACACCUUUGAUCUAUCCUGGAGCUCAGGUUAGACAGACUCAAGAGGAGAGUGGGGCUAUUGGGUGGUGGAUGUUGCAACUCGCGCUGGCUGUUGGUGUACCGGUAACUCUAGUUGCCCAUAUUUCAGUGCUGUUGGUGGCAGCAUUGGCACAAACACUCUCUGACGGCAGUCCAGCAAGCACAGUGUACCGUGCCAUUUCCGCUCUCGUCUUUAUGAUGGUGCUUCCCGUCGUCCCUUUCACUUUCAAGGUCCAUUCAUUCGUUGCAACGACAUGCAUUGUCGUCUUCGUCAUAACAACAUUCGCUGGCCUGUCAAUGUUCCCCUUCUCGGCCCAGGAACCACUCAAGGUGUUCUUCCAGCAGACGGUCGCUCUUGGCGACGUCUCCUCGCCGAAUGCGGAAAUCAAGUUGGCUACCAGUACUCUUUUCGGCGCGGAGAAACCUUUCGUACAGGAUUUGUUAAAGAAGAUCCCAAGCGCGCUGGAGACAUCGGCGGAGCUGCAAUGUGUUGCGCGCAGCACGACAAGACUAGGGCUUGUCGGGUGUUCCUGGGAGUCUGAAUUGCUGCCCUUGCCAUCGCCAGGUGAUGGAUUGACGGGGGCAGCAGCGGCGAGAUGGCUGACCGCGAGUGCGACAAGAUUAGGACCAACAUCUGCAAGAUUCGUAUUGGCAGCGAGAAAUUCGCGCGGGUGUCGCGUGUCGUUCACCAAUCGGCGGGUGAAGAGUCAUUUCGUGCAUGGCUCUGACGGGGGGAUGCUACCUCUGGGAUCGUCAGUGAGCGAGGGGUACGCUGAUUUGCGGCUGUGGAGCCGCGAGUGGGAGCGGCCGUUUACAGUGGAUGUUGAAUGGGAAGGGGAAGGAGGCUUGCAGGGUGUUGUCGCUUGCUCGUGGGCUGAGUAUGCGAGUGGGAGCAUCGGCAUCGACGGGACGGGGAGGAUACCCGCUUUCGAAGAGCUGGUCACGUUCUUGCCAACCUGGGCGGCGGUGACCAAGCAGGCCGAAGGUCUCGUCGAGGCAUCUUAUACUUAUUCUGUGUAA
This is a messenger RNA of Mycena indigotica, 2724 nucleotides long. Its product is annotated as Peptide hydrolase. The record is from RefSeq and is a predicted model, not a curated record. Gene Ontology annotation, biological process: proteolysis. Lineage: Eukaryota; Fungi; Basidiomycota; Agaricomycetes; Agaricales; Mycenaceae. The transcript is spliced from 7 exons. Gene Ontology annotation, molecular function: metalloexopeptidase activity. Bases 1 to 2724 code for a protein of 907 amino acids.